This is a messenger RNA of Penicillium diatomitis, 1005 nucleotides long. RefSeq names its product lysophosphatidic acid acyltransferase LOA1. Bases 1 to 1005 code for a protein of 334 amino acids. The transcript is spliced from 3 exons. Lineage: Eukaryota; Fungi; Ascomycota; Eurotiomycetes; Eurotiales; Aspergillaceae. The record is from RefSeq and is a predicted model, not a curated record.
AUGGAGAAAUUCUCGCAAUUUCGGGAUCGUGGGUCGGGCAUCGCGCCUUUCCUCCCCACUCCGAGCGAGUCGCUGGGGAUCAAAGCUCCUUUGCGCUUCUUCCUCUUUUGCUUCCGACUGCCACUAUUCAUCUUUGUGACGGUAUCUUAUUUCCUCGUAUUACAAUGGCUUCCAAUCGGAUCCUUGGGGAAAAAGGCGGCGCUGUGGUGCAUACUAGGUGUGCCGAGCAUCUGGUGGAUUGAUCUUCAGAUUGAUGGAGUGCGAAAAGGAUCCCUCUCAAGGCAGCAAAAAGCUCGAUUGCCUCAACCGGGAUCGGUGAUUGCAUCUUCCUUCACCUCCCCGAUCGACGCAAUCUAUCUCGCCGCCAUUUUCGACCCCGUCUUCACGGCCUCGUACCCGGAGACCCGCCAGGUUGAGCACAUCUCGCUUCUUCAGGCUAUCUUGCGCGCGUUUGCGUAUCCUACCACGGAGCCCGCACCGGGCGUCAAACUGGUCGAUGUGUCCACCUUGGUGGAGAAAUACCCUAAUCGAACCAUUGUGGUCUUCCCCGAAUGCACCACCACCAACAGCAAGGGGAUCUUACCACUCAGCUGGUCAUUGCUCGGUGUUCCCUCCAACACCAAGAUCUUCCCGAUUAGUCUCAAGUACACACCAGUGGACGUGGUCACUCCUUUACCGGGCACUUAUAUCAGCUUCCUGUGGACCCUGCUCAGCCGGCCGACGCAUUGCAUCCGAGUCCGGAUCGCAGAGUGCAUGACGGUGGGACGCAGCUCGUUUGACGCGCCUCCCGCUCGGUCGACUCGUAAGUCCACCUACAACACCAACUAUCUCGACACCUUGGACGAGGACACAGCGACAGGCGAUGUGACUGCCAGUGAAAAGGCGCUGUUGGAUCAAGUUGGGGAGUCCUUGGCCCGUUUAGGUCGAGUGAAGCGGGUGGGAUUAGGAGUGGAAGAUAAGCAGGAUUUUGUCCGAAUGUGGACCAAGACACGACGAACCUGGUGA